AUGGCAAUCUGCAUCACGUUCGGAACGCAUGAGUUCACGUCCAUGCUGCAAGGCUACGAGAAUGUCAGGGCUUACUGCUAUAACUGCCAACACUACAAUGGACAUUGUAUUACGCGAUGGCCCUGGUUUACCGUCUGCUUCAUUCCCAUGAUCCCGCUAGCAACACACAAGUACAAGGAAGUCACAUGUUACACAUGUCGCUUCACCCAAGACCUACGUGAUCGCCCCGAUAUCACGCCAGAGACCAGGCCUCCGGUAGGUGCACCGGCUGGCCCAGCACCACCCCCACAGGCCUACUGGGGUCCUCCUCCUCAAGCCUCCGGGGGAGGCGGAUAUCCCCAGCCUCAGGCCGGGGCACCGCCGCAGAAUCCUCAGUAUAAGUGA
Molecule: messenger RNA, 384 nt
Organism: Aspergillus nomiae NRRL 13137
Lineage: Eukaryota; Fungi; Ascomycota; Eurotiomycetes; Eurotiales; Aspergillaceae
Product: rhodopsin family protein
Exons: 7
Coding region: 1-384 (127 amino acids)
Source: RefSeq, a predicted model, not a curated record